Syzygium oleosum is the source of this 1916-nucleotide messenger RNA. RefSeq names its product NAD-dependent protein deacetylase SRT1. Lineage: Eukaryota; Viridiplantae; Streptophyta; Magnoliopsida; Myrtales; Myrtaceae. The coding region runs from base 167 to 1564 and encodes 465 amino acids. Gene Ontology annotation, molecular function: NAD+ binding. The transcript is spliced from 14 exons. The record is from RefSeq and is a predicted model, not a curated record.
GGACACUGUUGCGUAUUAAAAGAGAGGCCUUUUCAACUUCCUUGGCAACAAAACUCUGGCUCUCUUUCGCUCGUCUCAGACACGCGCACGCGCACGCGCACACGCAAAGCAUAAACGGAGAGAGAUCAGUGAAGCUGUGUGUGCGGGUGAUAGUGAGAGAAACGCCAUGUCUCUGGGCUACGCCGAGAAGCUCUCCUUCAUAGAAGAUGUCGGCGAAGUUGGAAUGCGGGAGUUCUUCGACCCACCCCACGUUUUGCAAGAAAAAAUUGAAAGACUUGCAAUGACAAUAAAAGAGAGUAAGCAUCUAGUGGUGUUUACAGGUGCAGGAAUAUCGACAUCUUGUGGUAUACCUGAUUUUCGAGGUCCAAAAGGAAUUUGGACACUCCAGCGUGAAGGCAAGCCAUUGCCUCAAGCUUCACUUCCAUUUCAUCGAGCUGUACCAAGCAUGACGCACAUGGCUUUGGUUGAACUUGAGAGGGCUGGCAUUUUGAAAUAUGUCAUUAGUCAGAAUGUCGAUGGUCUCCACCUUCGGUCUGGAAUCCCAAGGGAGAAGCUUGCUGAAUUGCAUGGAAAUUCAUUCAUGGAGACUUGUCCUUCCUGUGGAGCUGAGUACUUCCGAGACUUUGAAGUGGAUUCAAUAGGACUGAAGGAGACUUCACGUCAUUGUUCUGAUGCAAAUUGUGGAGCAAAGCUUAGAGACACAGUCCUUGACUGGGAGGAUGCUUUGCCCUCAAAGGAGAUGAGCUAUGCAGAGAAGCAUUGUCAAAUGGCUGAUGUUGUUUUGUGCUUAGGAACAAGUCUGCAGAUCACUCCUGCAUGUAACUUGCCUUUGAAAUGUCUACGUGGUGGAGGGAAGAUUGUGAUUGUAAAUCUUCAGAAAACUCCAAAGGACAAGAAAGCGAGUUUGGUGAUCCACGGACUUGUAGAUAAGGUUAUUGCAGGUGCGAUGAACUUGCUGAAUAUGCAGAUUGCUCCAUUUGUCAGGAUUGACUUCAUCCAGAUUAUUUUAACUAAAGCUUUAAGUGGAGAUGAAAAAUACGUCAACUGGAUGCUCAGGUUGGCUAGCGUUCAUGGGCAGAAAGUUCCAUUGCCAUUCAUCAAAUCAGUUGAGGUUACUUUUUUAGAUGAGGAAAAAUACAAAGCAGCUGUUCUUCAUGAGCAACCAUUUCUGCUGAAAAGGAGAACAGAGAGGACAAAAGUGUUUGAGAUGGUCUUGAAAAUUAAUUUCUCUGAUGGCUGUGGCUGUCUGUGCAGCCAGAUUAAUAUCCCUUUUGAUCCUAAGGUUUCAACUGAUUGCUCUACUCCCGAUAAGGACGCAAUACUUCAGAAGCUCAGAGAUACAGCGAUUCAAGGCCGGUGCUGCGGUCAGAAUGCCAUCAUCGGAAAGAAAAUCAAGUUGGCCCCCAAUGGCGAGACCACCACGUUUGCCGUCAUCACCAACAUCGUCAUUCACAACAAAGCCUCCAAGGCGUUUGAAACCGAGGUGAUAAGCAACGGGGACAUCAAGAAGCAGAAAAGAAGCGCAAGAGGCAACAGAUCCUCUCGGAAGCGAUCUAAGACAUAAAGAUCGAACUAACAUUAGCCAUUUUUUGGGAGAAACAGAUAGAAACCGGCUCUUGGGAUUUGUAAAUAUGGCUUUCUUUGGAACUGACCAGGUAAGUCUAUGUGGUAGGACUGAGUGAAUUUUGUUAGCUACUGCACUCAGCCUUGCUUGCUCUGUAAAUGGUCCUUUUGGGCAUGGCCAGAUUAACUUUUUGGCUUACGACUGAUUCACACCAAUGCUAUCUUCUACAAAAUAGUGAAGGAGGACUUCUAAUUUGUUAUGUUUAGUGUCAUACGUGAUUCGACAGUAGACUGAUAAUGUUCCGAAUCAUUGUAAUAGUGUUUUUGAAUAUGCAGUUGGGUAAUUUUCCUUA